This is a messenger RNA of Amoebophrya sp. A120, 3417 nucleotides long. The record is from the annotation of a GenBank genome assembly. Lineage: Eukaryota; Dinophyceae; Syndiniales; Amoebophryaceae.
AACAAAGCUAUCUGUUUGCGAACAAGACUCGCCACCUCGUCUCUUCCUCGGAAGAAGACCCGGAGGUGGAGGUAGUACUUACUAUGGAAAACAAGAUGUAGCGCUCCAGUUCCGAAGGUCAAAACCCGCCUGCGGAGCAGGGCAGCGCUGUUCCGGCCAGGGUACUACCGGAGCAGGGUCCGGUGGAUUGCUUGUCUUUAAUCCGCUGCCAGAACAAACGGCUAGUUCCAAAGCGCGAAGAACGCCAUGAGCGACUGGUACAAAAACAAGCGGCGGCGGGCGGCCUUUCAGAGUCUCCAAAACUCCUGGGCGAGUGUAAGCGGAUGAAAUGGCGGGUGUUUCGAGACUUCGUGUUGCGGAAUUUUGCAUGAGGAGCACAGUAGACAUAGGAGGUCUACUACACUAGUACCCUUCGUUGGUGUAAGUCGGGUCUAGCACCAUUCAAUCCUUGAGGACAAAUCAACUAAGAUCAAUGAUAGCACGACAAAAAAGAUCACGCGUUUCUCCCCUCUCCAUACGAGCUCUUCUCCGGACCGCCGCGAGGAGCGUUGGGUUCUGACGGUCAGGAGGACCAAGAGGAGGAAGAGGACGCCGGACAGCAGCAGCAAAACCCAGAACCGAAUUCAUCCACCCUGCUAAAGGAUGAAAGUAGAACCGCCACAACUUCGGGUGCCGGUGCCACCGAUCCGACAAGUAGAAACGCAGCAACAACUUCUAGUGCUGACACAACAACUACGGGCAAAAAUCCUUCCGCGCAGGACAUCAUCAAAAAAUUCGCGGUUGACAAAACCCAACUCGACGGGGAGGACUCCGACGACGGGCUGGAGAUAUGAAUCGCAAAUAUGACUGGGUCUUCUGGAAGACUGUAAGUUUGUCAUGCUUGUCUGGCAUGACUCGCAAAUCUGUGUUUCCUAGGCACGAAAAGGCCUUCUUACCUGUUAUGCAAAAACGCAGUUUGCCAUGCCAUGCGGAAUACGUAACACAUGGCAGCCAAAAAAUUUGUCAUGCGUAGCUGCGUAUUGCAGUACGUCUUUCAUUCACUUUUAGCAUUACAAGUUUCCAGAUAUUUGCAUUUGAUAGGAGAACCUCCGCGACAAAACGCGACUUCGACCGGCGCAAACGUUUCUCGGGCGGUACAGCAUCACGCGAGGGGUUUUGGUGAUUGGGUUCACGCACUUGUUUUUCUGUGUGUUUUUCCUGUGCUCCAUCAACAGUACGCACGCACUGAACGUGUUCGGGGUUUCAAUCAACGAGAGCACGCAAGUGUGGUUCGGCGCCUGGUUCCUCCUGGGCAUUCCGAUCGUGAUUGGCGGCGGGAUAGGCGUGGUGUACCGGGUGGAAUUCCAGUUGCGGCGCUACUACUACUACCUCGUGUUUAACACGAGUUUCAUCGGGUUACACGUCCUCGGGGUGGUGUUCAGCGGACAGCUCUGUAACGCGACGACGUCCCCGUAUCUGCGGGAACUGGCGUCGACACUGGUGUGCGGGGUAAGGAUUACUAUAUUUGUCAUGCAAAAUUCAGAUGGACAUGAGCUGCUUGUCAUGCAGAAUUCACAUGACACUUCUGAAAAAUCAAAUUUACAGUCCACCAACUUCCUCGCGCUGUUGUGGAUCUUCAUCGGAGCAGUGGUUUCGGCGUACUGUAUAUGCAUUGCAAAUAUGUCUGGGUCUGGAAGAAUUCGAAUUUGUGAUGCGGUGUCUACAUCAUGACAAAAUCGGUCAUGCAUGGCUAGCAAAAGGCCCCAGUUCUUGUUUCCGAGAAAAGGGAUUUGUCAUGCGGAUUAGGCAUUGGGAUAGCAGCUCAAUCUGUGACGCUAGAGCUUGCAUGCCAGGCGAUUCUGGAACAGGCAAAAAAUGCAUGACAGAUCUCGCAUGCUUCCAGACCCAGACAUAUUUGCAGUUGAUACUGUACCUGGAUUGUGUGGUAUGAGAAUGGGCAAGGUCUUCGUCUAGACCAGAAGCAGCAGCGAAGUAGUAGAGUUUGCAUUUGAUAAAGCAGGAUUUCAUGCCAGUCUGCAUGUGCAUUUCGAGGUCACUACUGAAGCUGUCAUGCAUAAACAGCAUCUGAUGUUGUGUUGAGUUCAGCGUACAGGCUUGUGCAGCAUGACAUCAAAUCACAAGCACUGCUGCCUCUCGUGACUCUCAUCCUACCCUCCAUACCCCGUCUGCCGCGGAGGAGGUUCAAAUGGCGUUUUUUCCGGAAUUGGAGGCCCACCUGUUGAAACUAGAAGCGGAACGGAAGAAAGGGUACGACACUAUGCCGAAUCUUGGAUCGGUUACGAAGAUGAGGAAAAUUUUGAGUCUACUGAGAGGACAAUGUUGGCCUGAUGGUGGAGGAAUUGUUGUCAUGCGUUUCGUCAUCUCCUUUUAUUCUGCAAUGAGCACUACGCUGCGCAUGCAAAUUUCCUUCCUCUGUUGCUUCGUGUUCGGAUCCUGCUACACACCUAGUACACUCUGAUCUUCGUCACAGACUCACAAUUUUCCCUGCAGACCCCCCCUGACGUCGCAAGCAGCCGCGGAGAACUCUUUCCGGCGGAAGAUGGAGAAACUGAACAAGAUGCAAAUUAAAAGCAGCAAUUCGUCCGGGAAUGUGGACAGUGGGGAGUUGGUGGACCAUGGGAAGGUUGCGGAGUUGAUCGAUGAAGAGUCGGAAUUCGGAGAGUUUGCGGUGGUGCAGGAGGUGUGAUGGGGGUGGGGUUAUUCUUUCACCGUUUCAGUGUGGGCACUCGCAGGCGCCGUCUUUCUUGACAUUUAUUUCUAAGUGCUUGUCUAGCGUUUCUUCGCAAGUAGAAGUAUUGGCAAGGUUAGUUUUUUCUUUUCGUAGCAUCUAGGAGAGCGGGAAGCUUCAUUGACCGCCUUUUUUCCGGUACUUGGGUUUGUUGUACUGUUUCUAACUCAGACAGACUCUGUCGAGACCAUCGACUGGCACCUUCAGACGGACAAGGUCCCGCAAGAAGAAACUUCAUGUCAAAUUUUUCCCCAUUGACCUUAGCGCAUACCAUUUUGAGCGCAGUGUUUCCGAGGCAACACAUGCUCACCUUGCUCUUCUUUGAAUGUCAUACAGAGAAGGAGCCUCGAGAGACGAUAAUUUUUUUGUCGAACUGGAGCAGCGGAAUCACCACUCCUAGUUUGAUGAGCAAGGCUCCUGUUUGUGUGUGAAAAUCGGAGCGAAAACAAGCUGAAUGAAAGUCAAAUCUUGAAAAUUCUUUUCUGCAACUGCAAUGAAAGUCAAAUCUUGAGCAUCCGGAACAUCUUCAAGCAGGUCGGAAAAAGAACGCUGAAAUUCAAACACGAGAGGAAAACGAAGAAGAAGAAGAAACCCAACAACGAACAGACGAUGGACAAGAAAGAAGUAGACGAAAAGAACCACGCAGAGGAGAAGGCCGCCCAAGGCGGAACGAACGACGACGAGCAGGG